AUGUCCACUAUUGGCUACAUUGGAGCAGGCGCUUGCCUGCUCGGAGUUUUCUCCGCUCUUUUCUCCAUUGGCCACAUUGUCCAAGACAUCAAUAACUUGAGAAAUGAGGUCGAAGGUCGAGUAGACGAGUUCAAAGUUCUCGCUGAUGACACCUGGGACCGUCUUCUGAUCCUUCAGUCGCCAACUGGAGAAUCCGCCAAUCCAGUGCCGUCGUUGCUCCGUAACAAGAGAUUCGUGUACCCAGGAAUGUGCAACUGCGAUAGCAACUCCCAGGGAUGCCCAGCUGGACCACCAGGACCACCAGGACUUCCAGGAAAGCGAGGAGAUGAGGGACACCCUGGAGAUGAAGGAAGACGUGGAGCGAGUGGAAUCUCCCUUGCUGCUACCCACGACAUCCCGGGAGGAUGCAUCAAAUGCCCAGAAGGACCAGCCGGACCACCAGGACCAGACGGACAAAUUGGAGAGCCAGGAUUCCAAGGAAACCAAGGACCAAUCGGACCAUCCGGAGAUGAUGGAACCCCAGGACAGGAAGGAGAAGCCGGAGAGCAGGGAGAGCAAGGACCAAAGGGAUACGAUGGAGCUGAUGGACCAGACGGACAACCAGGAACUGUUUACUUCCCAGGACAGCCAGGACAGCCAGGAGAGCCAGGAUGGCUUGGAGAGUCAGGACUUCCAGGAAAGCAUGGAGAGCCAGGAAAGGACGGAGAGGAGGGACCAAAGGGAGCCCCGGGAACGCCAGGAAACCCAGGACACGAUGCCUUCCCAGGAACUCAGGGACAGUCUGGAAAGCCAGGAGCACCAGGUGAGAAUUUCAGUAGGAAAUUAAUUCAAAAUGCGCUGAGAUUUUAGGAAAGGAUGCCAACUACUGCCCAUGCCCACAGAGACAGGACGACAGAACACCUCCAACAUCGGCCACAUCUGCUCCACAGCCUCCACCACCACGAGCUACUUCCACUGCCGCCCCACCACCGCCACCACGUGCCACUUCGACUGCUGCUCCACCACCAUCAUCCCCACCACGUGCUUCUUCGACUUCUGCCCCACCACCACCGCCAGCAACUCGUGUCCCACCAUCGCCACCAGCCACAGAGAAGCCAUCCACUCCAUCAGAUUCUGGAUACCCAUCGCCAACCGAGGAGCCAGCCAUUCCUUCUCCAAGCUAUCCAUCCCCAAGUUAUCCAAGCCCAAGCUACCCAAGCCCAAGCUACCCAUCUCCAAGCUACCCAGCCGAGCCGGCUACUCCAAGCUACACGUCCCCACCAGAGACUCCAUCCGAGCAAGGAUACGAAGCUCCGUCCCCACCACAAACUGGAUCUUACCAGAGACGUUGGUGA
Caenorhabditis sp. 36 PRJEB53466 is the source of this 1334-nucleotide messenger RNA. The record is from the annotation of a GenBank genome assembly. NCBI's taxonomy places the organism in Eukaryota, Metazoa, Nematoda, Chromadorea, Rhabditida, Rhabditidae.